This is a messenger RNA of Sorex araneus (European shrew), 3594 nucleotides long. RefSeq names its product importin 4 (gene IPO4). Lineage: Eukaryota; Metazoa; Chordata; Mammalia; Eulipotyphla; Soricidae. Gene Ontology annotation, cellular component: cytoplasm; nucleus. The transcript has 30 exons. The record is from RefSeq and is a predicted model, not a curated record. Gene Ontology annotation, biological process: protein import into nucleus. Gene Ontology annotation, molecular function: nuclear import signal receptor activity; small GTPase binding. Bases 126 to 3371 code for a protein of 1081 amino acids.
UUGAAUCACCAUGGCGACCGAGGGCCGCGGGGCCACGCCCUUUCCGCCGGAAGUUGGUUCCGGAGCCUCCACGUGCGGUCCCUCCCCCGCCCCGCCGGCCCGGUAGCGGCAGCUCCAGCGCUGCCAUGGAGCCCGCCGGCCUGGAGCGGAUCCUCCGGGAGCUACUGCAGCCGGACACCGGGCGCAUCCGCCGGGCCACCGAGCAGCUCCAGACCGCUCUUCGGGACCCAGCCGCCCUGUCCGCGCUCAGCGACCUGCUGGUCUCGGCGACCGACCCGCAGAUCCGCCAGUUCGCCGCCUUGCUGACCCGCAGACGCGUGAGCACCCGCUGGCGACGCCUGUCACCGCAGCAUCGGGACAGCCUCAAGUCCCUGGUCCUGAUGGCCCUCCAGAAAGAGACCGAGCACUCUGUGAGCCUUAGUCUGGCCCAGCUGUCAGCCACCAUCUUUCGGAAGGAAGGCCUGGAGGCCUGGCCGCAGCUCAUGCAGCUCCUUCAGCGCAGCACCCACAGCGCCCACACAAUGGAGCGGGAGGUGGGGCUUUUGCUGCUUAGCGUUCUGGUGCACUCCCGGCCCGAGGCUUUCCAACCCCACCAUAAGGAGCUGCUACGGCUUCUAAACGAGACCCUCGGAGAGGUGGGCUGUCCGGGGAUCCUCUUCUACUCCCUGCGCACUCUGACCGCCAUUGCCCCUUACCUCGGCGCCAAUGAUGUGCCUCUCGCGCGGACACUGGUGCCCAAGCUCAUCACGGCUGUGCAGGCUUUGAUCCCUGUAGACGAGGCGAAAGCCUGUGAGGCCUUGGAAGCCCUGGAUGAACUGCUGGAGUCGGAGGUGCCCAUCAUCACCUCCCACCUCUCAGAGGUGCUCACUUUCUGCCUGGAGGUGGCGAAAAAUGUGGCCCUGGGUGAUGCCAUACGUGUGCGAAUUCUCUGCUGCCUCGCUUUUUUGGUGAAAGUCAAGAGCAAGGCCUUACUGAAGAACCGUCUCUUGCCACCCUUGCUACACACCCUCUUCCCCAUUAUGGCUGCUGAGCCCCCCCCGGGCCAGCUUGAUCCUGAGGACCACGAAUCAGAGGAGGAGGAGCCGGAGAUUGGAGUGCUAGGGGAGACGCCCAAGCACUUUGCUGUGCAGGUUGUGGAUAUGAUGGCACUACACUUACCCCCUGAGAAGCUCUGUCCCCUGCUGAUGCCCAUGCUGGAAGAAGCCUUACAGAGCGCAAACCCAUACCAACGCAAGGCUGGCCUCCUGGUGCUGGCUGUGCUGUCCGACGGAGCCGGCGACCACAUCAGGCAGAGACUGCUGCCCUCAGUGCUGCAGAUCGUGUGCAAGGGCCUGGAUGACCCGUCACAGGUGGUGCGCAAUGCCGCGCUGUUCACCCUGGGCCAGUUCUCAGAGAACCUGCAGCCCCAUAUCAGCAGCUACUCGGGAGAGGUGAUGCCCCUGCUCCUUGCAUACCUGAAAGCCGUGCCUUCGGGGCACACAAACCACCUUUCCAAGGCCUGCUAUGCCCUGGAGAAUUUCGUGGAGAACCUGGGGUCGAAAGUGGAACCUUACCUGCCGGAGCUGAUGCAAUGCAUGCUGCAACCACUGCAGACCCCUUGCAGCCUCCGGGCCAAGGAGCUGGCUGUGAGCGCUCUGGGGGCCAUUGCCACGGCGGCCCAGACCUCCCUGCUGCCCUACUUCCCCACCAUCAUGCAGCACCUGCGCGAGUUCCUGGUCCCGGGACACGAGGAACUACAGCCCGUGCAGAUCCAGAGCCUGGAGACCCUGGGGCUGCUGGUGCGAGCCGUUGGGGAGUCCAUGCGGCCUCUGGCUGAUGAAUGCUGCCAGCUGGGCCUGAGCCUCUGCAGCCACGUGGACGACCCCGACCUGCGCCGCUGCACGUACAGCCUGUUUGCAGCCUUGUCCGGGCUGAUGGGUGAGAGCCUGGCACCCUACCUGCCACAGAUCACCACGCUCAUGCUGAUGUCGCUGCGGUCCACAGAGGGCAUUGUGGCCCAGCACGACAGUGCUAGCUCCUUCUUGCUGUUUGAUGACGACGACACGAGUGACGAGGAGGAGGAGGAGCUCAUGGAGGAGGACGAGCCAGAGGAGGACGACUCUGAGAUCUCCGGGUACAGCGUGGAGAACUCCUUCUUCGAUGAGAAGGAGGAGACCUGUGUGGCACUAGGGGAGAUCUCAGUGAACAGCAGCGUGGCCUUCCUGCCCUACAUGGAGAAGGUCUUCGAGGAGGUGUUCAGACUGCUGGAGUGCCCUCACGUGGACGUGCGCAAGGCAGCUCAUGAGGCCCUGGGGCAGUUCUGCUGCUCGCUGCACAAGGCCUGCCAGAGCUGCCCCUCGGAGCCCAACAAGACCGCGCUGCAGGCCGCCCUGGCCCGCGUGCUGCCCUCCUACAUCCAGGCCGUGCGUGGGGAGCGGGAGCGCUCAGUGGUGAUGGCGGUGCUGGAGGCCCUGACAGGGGUGCUGCGGGUCUGCGGGGUCCUGGCGCUGCAGCCCCCUGGGCGCCUUGUGGAGGUCUGCAAUGUGCUCAAGGCCGUGCUGCAGCACAAGACGGCCUGCCAGGAUGCGGAGGAGGAGGAGGAGGAGGAGGAGGAGCAGGCCGAAUAUGACGCCAUGUUGCUGGAACACGCCGGGGAGGCCCUCCCUGCCCUGGCAUCCGCAGUCGGGGGAGACGUCUUCGCCCCCUUCUUUGCUGGCUUCUUGCCGCUGCUGCUUGGCAAGACGAAACAGGGCUGCACCGUGGCCGAGAAGUCCUUUGCGGUGGGGACGCUGGCCGAGUCCGUCCAGGGCCUGGGCACCGCCUCGGCCCAGUUUGUGUCCAAAUUGCUCCCCGUGCUGCUGAGCGCGUCUCGGGAGGCUGACCCUGAGGUGCGCAGCAAUGCCAUCUUCGGGCUAGGCGUGCUGGCUGAGCACGGAGGCCGGCCAGCCCAGGAACACUUCCCCAAGCUGCUGGGGCUCCUGCUGCCCCUCCUGGCAAGGGAGCGCCAUGACCGCGUCCGCGACAACAUCUGUGGGGCCCUGGCACGCCUGAUGAUGGCCAAUCCCACCAGGAAACCUGAGCCCCAGGUGCUGACAGCCCUGCUGCACGCACUGCCCCUGAAGGAGGACCUAGAGGAGUGGGUCACCAUGGGCCAUCUCUUCAGCUUCCUCUACCAGAACAGCCCUGACCAGGUGGUGGACGUGGCUCCGGAGCUGCUGCGCAUCUGCAGUCUCAUUCUGCCCAACGAUAAGAUCCCAGGAGACACCACCUCUUCCAUGCGGCUGCUCCUGACGUUCUUGGCCAAACAGCACACCGACAACUUCCACUCAGCGCUGGGCUCACUUCCCAGUGACAAGGCCCGAGAGCUCCAGGCCGCCCUGGGCCUAACCUAGACUGCACCACAGCGGGGCCAGAGAAGAGCCCGCCGGGACCCCAGACGCCUCUCUGGCCAGUUCCAGCUCAUGCCUUACCAAAGAUUCUGGGCCUCACCCCACUCGCUGCCUUAUGGGGGUGUCCCCAGGGUUCUCUCUGUACUGCUGUGGGACAAUGCAGGUGGACAUCAUACUGUAAUAAAGGCAGUUGGUUUUCUGCUUGACGGGGAGACACUCAGAAACG